Schistosoma curassoni is the source of this 915-nucleotide messenger RNA. The record is from the annotation of a GenBank genome assembly. Lineage: Eukaryota; Metazoa; Platyhelminthes; Trematoda; Strigeidida; Schistosomatidae.
AUGUGUUUUUCUAUUUACCCUAACGAGCUACUUUCUAUACCUUUCACACGGCUACGCAGAAUGCCACGCCGUUCCAACGCUAAUUCUGACGAAAGUCCAGUGACCAGACGUACUAGUGCUCGAAUUGCUGCUGCACAGGCAGCGUCCCCUGCCAAGUCUCCAGCUAAAUCUCCCCGUCGUAAACGGCAGUCUACUGAACCAGCUAAAACGGUUUCUGACGACACUGAGUCACAACAGUCGCAAGUUAAGAGUGAGAGUAGUAUGGAGGAGCUGAAUGGUAUCGAUACUAGUUCUGUAAAGGAUACUGAGCUAACUCAUGAUCUAGCGGAAAUACCUCACAAAAAAACCAAGGUUGAUAAGGAGUCAGACGAUGAUCAUUUGUGUUCCGAUCCCGAGAAGACUGAAGUUGAGCUACUGAAGGAAAAUGACACGGUUGUAAAUCAAACUCAAGAUUCAAAUACAACCCCUACUGACUUCGAAGUCGUCGAACAUAGUUCAGUACCACCACCUGACAGUGCCGAGGUCCAAGCAGCCAUCUCGGCGCAAGGUGAUGACGGUCAGUUAUUGGUUGGAUUUAUUCAAGUGAAUAAGGACGAGUUACCGCCCUCUAAUAGUUUGGAAACAAAACAAGUUCCAGCCGCUUUGGAGUCAUGUAAUGAAACAGUAACAUGUGGCGCAGAAAGUGUCAAAAGGACGGAUCCUAAUGUAGAACCCUGUGUGAAUAACCUAAAUGGCAACUUUGGGUCCCAAGAGUCUAGCAAAGAUGAACCUUCAAAACCCAAUGGCACCGUACAUGUUGAAGCCCACCACAAAACUCCCGUUCCUAUUGAAGAACCAGUUAUCCAACCACUUGUUGCUCCGGUUACUGGAGAUAUUGUUCUCGAUGCUGUACCCGAAGUGAUUUCUCAGCAGUAA